Strongylus vulgaris is the source of this 188-nucleotide messenger RNA. NCBI's taxonomy places the organism in Eukaryota, Metazoa, Nematoda, Chromadorea, Rhabditida, Strongylidae. The record is from the annotation of a GenBank genome assembly.
AUGGCUGAUCAGGAAUACCGUGAUUGCGUAGAUUUUGGCCGUUUUGCCAAUCAACACAUGCUUGCUGUUACAGGUGAGGGAGUUCGCCUCGUUCCAGAGAUCCCUUGCCUCCCACCCUAUCCUUCUUUUGCACCAGGUUUGAACCAAAAUUCAAUAACUUUUAAAUGCCAAGAAAGUUUCCGCUAAUC